Messenger RNA from Pogona vitticeps (central bearded dragon), 1956 nucleotides. RefSeq names its product activin A receptor type 2B (gene ACVR2B). NCBI's taxonomy places the organism in Eukaryota, Metazoa, Chordata, Lepidosauria, Squamata, Agamidae. Gene Ontology annotation, biological process: cellular response to growth factor stimulus; protein phosphorylation; activin receptor signaling pathway. The record is from RefSeq and is a predicted model, not a curated record. Gene Ontology annotation, molecular function: ATP binding; activin receptor activity; activin binding. Gene Ontology annotation, cellular component: activin receptor complex; plasma membrane.
CGGGCUAGGAAAACUCCCCCGGCGGCUUCCUUCCCGGGGCUCUUUCGCUCGGCGGCUGGCGAAGAAGACCUGGGCGACGCGGCGCUUCCCGAACCGGGCCGGACCGGAGCCACCUGCCCGGAGGAUCUAAACGCAAGCCACGCACACACAACCACAAAACGCCAUCCUUCUCUUUGGACUCUGGAAUACCUUGUUGGAAACUGUGCAGGAUUUAAUCGCCGGGUGUAUUUUGAUUUUUAAUAUUACUUCAAAGCGAGGAACCUCUCUAUUCAUCCUCCCCCCAAGCCUCUAAUUUUUUUAAAAAAAUUUGCUUUUUCGCCUCCUGGGCCAUCCCGUUCAUUUUUUUCAUCUCUCUCUCCUCCGGUCCCUCCUCUCGCGGAGGGGGAGUAAACAAGAGCCACGAGGAGCAAAAGGAAUAUGAGGGUUUCGUGGGUGACGUUCGCCUUCCUUUGGGGGACUUUCUGCACAGGGCCAGGCCAUGGGGAAGCAGAGACGAGAGAAUGCAUCUAUUACAAUGCUAACUGGGAGUUGGAAAAGACGAAUCAGAGCGGAGUGGAGCGUUGCGAAGGAGAGAAGGACAAGCGCCUCCAUUGCUACGCCUCCUGGAGGAACAACUCUGGCUCCAUCGAGCUAGUGAAAAAAGGCUGCUGGCUGGAUGACUUCAACUGCUACGACAGGCAGGAAUGUGUGGCUACAGAAGAGAGUCCACAAGUGUUCUUCUGCUGUUGUGAGGGGAAUUACUGCAAUGAGAAAUUCACUCACUUACCUGAAGUAACUGGCCCAGAGGUAGUGUAUGAGCCACCCCCACCAACUCCCUCACUGCUCAACAUUAUGGUUUACUCCCUGCUUCCCAUCAUUGCUCUCUCCAUCGCCAUCCUCCUGGCCUUCUGGAUGUAUCGUCACCGCAAGCCACCAUACGGACACGUUGACAUCAGUGAGGAUCCGGGGCCACCACCCCCUUCUCCUCUGGUUGGACUUAAGCCAUUGCAGUUGCUUGAGAUCAAGGCUAGGGGGCGCUUUGGGUGUGUCUGGAAGGCUCAGUUAAUGAAUGACUAUGUAGCAGUGAAGAUCUUCCCCAUCCAGGAUAAACAGUCCUGGCAGAGUGAGAGGGAGAUUUUCAACACCCCAGGCAUGAAGCACGAAAACCUUUUGCAGUUUAUUGCAGCAGAGAAACGAGGAACAAACCUGGAAACAGAGCUGUGGCUGAUCACAGCUUUCCAUGACAAGGGCUCACUGACUGAUUACCUGAAAGGGAACAUUAUCAGUUGGAAUGAACUCUGUCAUGUGGCAGAAACAAUGGCUCAUGGACUUUCUUACCUUCACGAAGAUGUCCCGUGGUGCAAAGGAGAAGGUCACAAACCUGCUAUCGCACACAGGGACUUCAAGAGCAAAAACAUACUGCUGAAGAAUGACCUGACAGCCGUGCUAGCUGAUUUUGGCUUGGCUGUACGGUUUGAACCUGGAAAACCUCCAGGAGACACUCACGGACAGGUGGGAACAAGGAGAUACAUGGCUCCUGAGGUCUUAGAAGGAGCAAUAAACUUCCAGAGAGACGCCUUCCUAAGAAUAGACAUGUAUGCAAUGGGGCUAGUGUUGUGGGAGUUGGUCUCCAGAUGCAGAGCAGCUGAUGGUCCAGUAGAUGAAUACACGCUGCCAUUUGAAGAAGAGAUUGGUCAACAUCCAUCCCUUGAAGACCUACAGGAGGUGGUUGUUCACAAGAAGAUGCGUCCUUCGUUUAAGGACCACUGGCUUAAACAUCCUGGGUUAGCACAACUUUGUGUCACGAUUGAAGAAUGCUGGGAUCACGAUGCAGAGGCACGCCUGUCCGCGGGUUGUGUGGAAGAACGUAUUUCUCAGAUACGCAAAUCGGUAAACGGCACUACCUCGGACUGUCUCGUUUCAAUCGUGACUUCUGUCACCAACACAGACUUGCUACCCAAAGAGUCAAGUAUCUAA